This is a messenger RNA of Phascolarctos cinereus (koala), 4157 nucleotides long. It is a transcript of the gene KCNK10, whose product is annotated as potassium two pore domain channel subfamily K member 10. The record is from RefSeq and is a predicted model, not a curated record. NCBI's taxonomy places the organism in Eukaryota, Metazoa, Chordata, Mammalia, Diprotodontia, Phascolarctidae. Gene Ontology annotation, biological process: potassium ion transmembrane transport; stabilization of membrane potential. Gene Ontology annotation, molecular function: potassium ion leak channel activity; outward rectifier potassium channel activity. Gene Ontology annotation, cellular component: plasma membrane.
AUGAAAUUUCCAAUCGAGACUCCAAGAAAACAGGUGAACUGGGAUCCUCAAGUGGCUGUUCCUGCGGCAGCACCGGCUUGUCAGCCCAAGAGUGUCACUAACGGGCACUACACAGCCCCACGCCUCUCGAUUUCCUCUCGAGCCACAGUGGUUGCCAGCAUGGAAAAUACCUCCCAGGGCUUACAGACCGUCAUGAAGUGGAAAACAGUCGUGGCAAUCUUUGUAGUUGUGGUGGUCUAUCUGGUCACAGGAGGUCUUGUCUUCCGGGCACUAGAACAACCCUUCGAGAGCAGCCAGAAGAAUACAAUUGCCUUGGAGAAGGCAGAAUUUCUUCAGGAUCACAAAUGUGUGGGCCCGCAGGAAUUAGAUACACUGAUUCAGCAUGCGCUCGAUGCGGACAAUGCUGGAGUCAGUCCAAUAGGAAAUUCUUCCAACAACAGUAGUCACUGGGACCUUGGAAGUGCCUUUUUCUUUGCUGGGACAGUCAUCACCACCAUAGGAUAUGGAAAUAUUGCUCCAAGCACUGAAGGAGGCAAAAUCUUUUGUAUUUUGUAUGCCAUCUUUGGAAUUCCACUUUUUGGUUUCUUAUUGGCGGGAAUUGGAGACCAGCUUGGAACUAUCUUUGGGAAAAGUAUUGCAAGAGUGGAGCAGGUCUUCCGGAAAAAGCAAGUGAGUCAGACGAAGAUCCGGGUGAUCUCAACCAUAUUAUUCAUCUUGGCAGGCUGCAUUGUAUUUGUAACAAUUCCUGCGGUCAUUUUUAAGUACAUUGAGGGAUGGACAGCCUUGGAAUCCAUAUACUUUGUGGUUGUCACAUUGACCACUGUUGGCUUUGGUGAUUAUGUGGCAGGGGGAAAUGCCGGUAUCAAUUAUCGAGAGUGGUAUAAGCCCUUAGUGUGGUUUUGGAUCCUGGUGGGUCUCGCCUACUUUGCUGCUGUCCUCAGUAUGAUUGGAGACUGGCUCCGAGUUCUGUCCAAAAAGACAAAAGAAGAGGUUGGUGAAAUAAAAGCCCACGCAGCCGAGUGGAAAGCCAACGUGACAGCUGAGUUCCGGGAGACACGCAGACGUCUGAGUGUGGAGAUCCACGAUAAGCUUCAGCGGGCAGCCACAAUCCGAAGCAUGGAACGCAGGCGGCUCGGCCUGGAUCAGAGGGCUCACUCCCUGGACAUGCUCUCUCCUGAGAAGCGCUCAGUCUUCGCUGCGCUGGAGACUGGGCGCUUCAAAGCCUCAUCUCAGGAAAGCAUCAAUAACCGGCCCAACAAUUUACGCCUGAAGGGGUCAGAGCAUCUGAACAAGCAUGGGCAGGGAGCGUCUGAGGACAACAUCAUCAACAAAUUUGGGUCUUCUUCCUCCAAGCUCACCAAGAGGAAAAACAAAGACCUUAAAAAGAGCGUCCCCGAGGAUGUUCAGAAAAUUUACAAGACCUUCCGGAAUUAUUCCCUGGAUGAGGAGAAAAAAGAGGAAGAUUCAGAAAAAAUGUGUAACUCGGACAACUCGAGCACAGCCAUUUUGACUAAUUGUAUCCAGCAGCACUCGGAGAUGGAGAACGGAGUGAUACCUUCCGAGACCAAAGAAAGGGAACAUGAAAACAAAUCAUUACUUGAAGACAGAAAUUAAAUGUAAUGUGAUGUUAGUGUUUUUAUAUACAUAUUGAGACAUGUGCCUUAUAUGAACCUCUUUAAUUAGUCUGAAUUACAUAGCGUUGAAGAAUAUUUCACUGUGCCAUAAAAGACUGAAAGCUGGCUCUGCCAAAAUGAAUCAAAGUACAGCACUUCAAAUAGUGACAGUAGAACACACAUCGGGAGUUUCAACAAGUAGGUUACCAUGGUGAAAUGUUAAGGGAGAGAGUUACCAUGGCAAUACAACUGGAAGGUUAUCACCCUGGCAUAAUAGUUGGGGGGGAAAAAAAAGGGCAGCUAUUUUUUAGACCAGCCUUUUGAAAGAAAAAAAAAAGGUGAGAAUUAUGUAGCUUAUCAGUGGAGUCCAGUUUCCUGAACAUCUUACAUGUUUCCUAAAUAUACAUAGCCGUAUGUAUACACAUAGGAAAAGGAGAAAUGGUUGGGGUGAACUGGUAACUUAUUAGAAAUUCAUUUUACAUUUUGGCAAGUGCUCUGAGCUUGAAUUUUUUUUAAAUCAUCUAAUGCAUAGUCUUUCUAAACUUCAAAAGAAUGUCCAUGGAACCUGAGACCAGCUGGAUGUUGGAAGCAGAUCAGAGCAAAUAUGUUAAAAGGUGCAAUUACUUUUCUCAUUAAAAAAGAAAGAAAAGAACAACAAAAAACAUCACACUGUGGAUAUCACCUUAACCAAUGACAAAAAAAAAUAUACUGAAUUUCUUUUUUUUUUCUCUGAGGGGUAGCCCAGAUGAACUGAAUAACAUAGGCAAAAACUCAACUUCAACUACUGUGUUGUUCAAUGGCAAACCUUGUGUUUUCCUUAAUGUGUCCAGUAUCAGGCAGACUGGUUUUAAAUUCUCCCUUUUCACGCUUUCUGGCAGAACUUUGCUUUUAAUGUGGGCAGACAAAGGGGUUGGGGGUGGGGUGGGAAGCUACUGCCUUGCAUGUUGUCAGCAUCCUGCUGUUGACUAUAGCUGAAUAUGACUUUUUACAAAAGCUGAUAUCAUCCAUUUCUGAUACCUAGAGAUAGAUGAGGACCAUGCAUCAUUAGCAUCUCAGGGCUCUCUGUCACUUUUGGGUGGAGUGGGGUGGAGAUGUGAGAUCCAACCCUGAUGUCUCCAAACAAGGCGAAAACCUGUCCAUCAACCAAAUUCAGUCAAUUAGGAACAACAUAUUUUAAGUGCUUAGAGUUUAAGUGCCAUUAAUACCAUUCGUUAUAUUUUGUCAUCCAUCAAAGAAAUAUUUUCAUUUUUUUUAGCUUUUAAGUUUGGGCUCUCCUUCCUUACUGAAGAGCUCUGUUUAUUUUCCCCUCCCUUUCUCUCUCAUUAUCUCACACUCUCUUCCCUAGAAACUGAACCUGGACUUGGUUGGUGAUGUCAAGCCAAAUGAUGAACAAAUAGCCAAAAUGUGAUGUUCUUGAAUGUUCCACGACCCCUGGGGUAGGGGAAGGAAACAAUAGCCCACCUAGUGUCAUGAGACAACCACUUAAAUCAAUUUUUGCUAUAAAUAAGGAAAUGCUAGUGAGUUUGAGGUCCCAGCACUGUUUGCACUUCAGUCUUUGCUAUUGUCUAUUGUCAACUUUGUAUACUCCAAAUGAGGUAUAUUUGAUUGCAUGCUGUCACUGAUCCCCUAAUCUUUGAGAAGAUCAAACAAGGACUCUUUGUUAAAGGUUUCCAUGAUUCAAUUCAUUUCCAUUCAUUGCCUUGGGGAUGUGUGAUCAGUUGACCCAGCAGGAUGAUUUUCCAUAGGAUCAUACUACUAGAAGGGACCUUUAGGCUAGUCCAUCUCCUGGCUUUCAAGCCAGGGACACAACUACAAUAUUCCUGACCAAUGGAUAUCCAUCUGGUAAGAUUUUCCGGGGUGGAAAUCUCCCUGACUGUUUUGGCGGGGCAGAUGCAACACAUAUAGUGGUGUUUCCUUUCUCCAAACUUGGUGUUACCCUUCUCCAAACUUAUCUCCUGUCUUCUUUAGGCUCCAUUUCAUCUUUUCCUUUGGUUAUCCGGUUGAACUAUGGGAGAAGCUUCUGGGUCUUUUGAGAACGCCUAAGAAUCAAGUGGCCCUAUCUACCCCAGAUAGGAUUAUGGUCAGCCCAAAUAAACGUCUAAAUUAAUAGGACUUUGACUCAUAAGACCCUUCAUCUCUACAGUGGCAAUGAGGUGUAGUUUAUUUUACAUGAAGUUAUGCAAGAGGGGACAUAGUUUCUUACUAUGUGUAUCCAUACACAUAGAAGUGUAUUUUUAAGAUGGAUUUUUAAGGUGUAUUUUUAAGAUUCUAAUUCAUGAGUUCACAUUAAGCCUAAGGGCAGUUUCUGGAAGAAAAGGCCCCCUGAAUCAUUGUCAGCGGGUUUCACGCUUGCUUAAGUUCCUAACCAGUCUAAAUUCUGGAUCCUUGGUAAUGGCCCUUUCUCCAUUUGACUGACCCCCAAACUGCAACAUCCUGGAGUCUUCUACCUCAGGCAGAAGCCUUAGUCCUGCAGGGCAGCCUGGGACACAAUUAUCCCUAUGUGCCUCUAGCUACCAAGAUUGGUGGUAGUGACAAGGUAGAGUC